This is a messenger RNA of Indicator indicator, 643 nucleotides long. It is a transcript of the gene MRPS10, whose product is annotated as mitochondrial ribosomal protein S10. Gene Ontology annotation, molecular function: structural constituent of ribosome. The transcript has 7 exons. Gene Ontology annotation, cellular component: ribosome; mitochondrial small ribosomal subunit; mitochondrion. The coding region runs from base 1 to 594 and encodes 197 amino acids. Lineage: Eukaryota; Metazoa; Chordata; Aves; Piciformes; Indicatoridae. The record is from RefSeq and is a predicted model, not a curated record. Gene Ontology annotation, biological process: translation.
AUGGCGGCGGGGUGGCUGUGGCGGCGGCUCUGUCAGGGAUCAGUUUUUCCUGUCAAUUAUGCAAGCAGAAUUAUGCAAAAGCAGCGUUUUCUUCUAAACUCUGACUUGAUAGGAGCACGGCUGGCUGGGUCCCAUGUUGAUACACAGGAGCCUAAGACUAAUCCUUUGGUAUCUGUUUCAGAUGAGCCAGAAACACUGUACAAGAGGUUGUCCCUCUUAGUUAAAGGCCACGAUAAAGCUGUGUUGGACAGCUAUGAAUAUUUUGCAGUCCUUGCAGCUAAAGAACUGGGCAUCUCCAUUGAAAAAGUACAUAAACCUCCAAAGAAGAUAGAACGAUUCACACUUUUGAAAUCUGUACACAUUUACAAGAAGCACAGGGUUCAGUAUGAAAUGAGAACACAUUACCUGUGUUUGGAGUUAAAAUACCUAACAAGCAGUACUGCUGCAGUUUACCUGGAGUAUGUUCAACGAAACUUACCUGAAGGAGUUGCCAUGGAAGUAAAAAAGACUAAGAUAGAGAAAAUACCUGAACACAUUAAGGAGCCAGUUUGGGAUACAGUAUCUCAAGCAAAAGAAACUGAAGUCAAGUCAUGAACUCAUCAGGAACCUGGCACCAUUACUUGCUCCUAUCAACCUAAUUUAC